CCUAAGUACCGAAGAAGGCUUCGUCCCAUUGCCUCUUGCAUGCACUCAUUACCGCGGUACCCCGGAUGCCCUUGGUUAUCUCUCCAACUUUUUUUAUCCCAUCUGAAUAAGAGAAGAAAGACUGUACGCGUAUGUUUUCUACACUAUAGUAAUGCCUUACACACGAUGGAUAGACAAAUAUUGCUAAGUACCCUCUCUUCGGGCGGAGUUCAACCCUCUACAAUUGAACACUUGGUCGUGUAUCUUCACUGUUGCCAUCCAUGCAAGGUGUACCGCAAGACCCUAUUUUCUGCUUACAUUUCCUCUAUGCUUGUGAGCAAUUCUCCUCUUCUCGUAAAGUAUGCAGACGAUAUA
This is a messenger RNA of Echinostoma caproni, 354 nucleotides long. Lineage: Eukaryota; Metazoa; Platyhelminthes; Trematoda; Plagiorchiida; Echinostomatidae. The record is from the annotation of a GenBank genome assembly.